AGACCUUGAGCUCCCAUUGUACUUCCUCAAAAUUCAGCGGAUAUAAACUCGUCCGCUGACCUACUUCAGCAGCAGAGGAACACCAAGUCAGACUCACAAGUAUUCUCCAAACUCUUCAACUUUUGGACUCAGGAUGUUGGCGUUUGUGUGUGUGUUGUUGCUGGCUACCUCAGUGAAAGGCCAUUUUGAUGAAGCCUCUUUGGAUGCACAGUGGGAAGAGUGGAAGAGCACACACAGGAAAGAAUACAAUGGCCUGGGUGAAGAGGGGAUCCGCAGGGCCAUUUGGGAGAAGAAUAUGCGCAUGAUUGAGGCUCACAACGAGGAGGCCGCUCUGGGCGUUCAUUCCUUUGAGAUGGGGAUGAACCACCUGGGAGACAUGACCUCGGAGGAGGUUGUUGAGAAGAUGACUGGCCUGCAAAUCCCGAUGAACCGUGAGCUCGGUCUGACAAUGGAAAUGGAUGACGUGCCGUCCAGAAUUCCCAAAUCUGUCGACUACCGCAAGAAGGGCAUGGUGACCCCAGUGAAGAAUCAGGGCUCCUGUGGCUCCUGCUGGGCCUUCAGUUCUGCCGGGGCCCUUGAAGGCCAGUUGGCCAAGCAGACGGGUCAGCUCACUGACCUCAGUCCUCAGAACCUGGUGGACUGUGUCACAGAGAACGACGGCUGCGGGGGAGGAUACAUGACCAACGCCUUCAAAUACGUGAAUGAAAACGGAGGCAUUGACUCUGAAGAGGCCUACCCGUACGUUGGAGAGGACCAGCCAUGCCGCUACAAUUCAUCAGGCAUGGCAGCCCAGUGCAAAGGCUACAAGGUGAUCCCAGAGGGCAACGAGAACGCGCUGGCUAUCGCGCUCUUUAAAGUUGGUCCAGUGUCUGUGGGCAUCGAUGCAACGCAGAGCAGCUUCCAGUUCUACAAGCACGGUAUUUACUACGAUCGUCAGUGUAACAAAGAAGACAUCAAUCAUGCCGUGCUGGCAGUCGGCUACGGAGUGAACGCCAAGGGGAAGAAGUACUGGAUUGUCAAGAACAGCUGGGGCGAGGGCUGGGGCAACCAGGGCUACAUCCUGAUGGCACGUAACCGUGGCAACCUCUGCGGCAUCGCCAACCUCGCCAGCUACCCCAUCAUGUGAAGAGAUGAGGGGAAAUGAAGGGGCUUUGCUUAGACUACUACAAAAGACAAAAAUACACUUGGAAAUGUUCUGAGUAAACGUUUCAACACAUCAGGAACCACUACAGUAAAAAUAUGUUUGUUUACACGGAUUUUUCAAACAGGAGAUGAAUUUGGAGUCGCAACACAACGUCAGUGAAAUCGUGUUAAACGUUGAGGAGUAUUAGAUUUGUACAUUUUUACAAAUUUAAAAUCAGGACAUUUGGUUAUUUUGAAGCACUUUUUUCAGUUAAUCUCAGACCUGCAGACCUCUGCUGUGGUCUGUUUAGUAAAGAAACAUAUACAGUUUUAUUUUGUAACUUCAGGGCUUGUUGUUAGCUGAAUAAUUAUAACCCAAAACACAGGCUGGUUUUGUGGCAAGUGGCAAGUUAAAUCUACAUACUUACACAGCAGAACAAACCAUUUUUCAGUAUUUGGCUGGUAGUCAGUGAGAGUUUUAGUCCCUAUUUUUUGUUUUUAUUUACUUUUUGUGCAAAAACAGACAGGAAACAUUGCUGUGCAAUGGGAGCUACUCCAUUCCUGCUGGUAGAGAGUAAUUUCCUAUAAAUCUUAACUAUUUUUUUCUUUUGAUCAAGGGCACUUGUGGUACUGUUCAGCACUUUUCUAAUGAUUACAUUGUAAACAGAUGUUUUCUAUGAAAUUGAAUAAAGGUUUUUUGAAUGCA
This is a messenger RNA of Archocentrus centrarchus (flier cichlid), 1828 nucleotides long. RefSeq names its product cathepsin K (gene ctsk). The coding region runs from base 134 to 1126 and encodes 330 amino acids. Gene Ontology annotation, molecular function: cysteine-type peptidase activity. Gene Ontology annotation, biological process: proteolysis. Lineage: Eukaryota; Metazoa; Chordata; Actinopteri; Cichliformes; Cichlidae. The transcript has 8 exons. The record is from RefSeq and is a predicted model, not a curated record.